Molecule: messenger RNA, 351 nt
Organism: Cyphellophora europaea CBS 101466
Lineage: Eukaryota; Fungi; Ascomycota; Eurotiomycetes; Chaetothyriales; Cyphellophoraceae
Exons: 2
Coding region: 1-351 (116 amino acids)
Source: RefSeq, a predicted model, not a curated record
AUGAGUUCAGAAAGCUCGCCCGUCCACAUCGUCGACCUCCCUACCGCCAAGCUAACGAGCAUCGACAUCGCCAUCAACAAAGCCUUCACGGCCGCGGGCCACCGCGUCCCCACCUCCGCCUACAAAGCCCAAGUCACUCCGGGUGGCGCCGCGUACGGCCUCGCCGCCGCGGGCGCCAACCACGGCCGCUUCACGUACGUGGGCGGAGGCGUGCCGAUCGUUAUUGAUGGUGAGGUUGUGGGUGCGGUGGGAUGCAGUACGGGGACGCCGGCGCAGGAUGAGGAGGUGGCUAAAGCCGGGGUGGAGGCGGUGGUGAGGCUGGCUGAGAAGGGGAAGGGGGCGAAGUUGUGA